AUGAACGCUCCCCGUCGACCUUUUUCAGGAACUGAACUCCAAGGGAAGACAAGCUACUACCGUGUCCAUGAUCUACUCUUAAAUUUUGCCCGGAAGAAACUUCAAGCCACAGGCACACUAACUGAUGUCGAGCGCGUGUUCGUGAAAACACUUCGUGGCCAAUGCGUGAACGGUGAAUGGACCACUACUUCAAGUUCCUCCCAAAGACACUAUUAUUUCAAGUAUCUACCCUAUCACCUUCACUCCUCCAAACAACAUAGAGAAUUACUUCAACUCUUCUUCCACUUUCACUGGCUUGAACAAAAAGUGAAUCACACGAAUGUUCCCUCUCUAGUAUCAGAUUUUCGUUUCCUGGAGAUGCCCUUGCAGCACGAAAUCAAACUUCUCAAAAAGUCGUUAAUGUUAUCUGCCGACGCCAUCGAGAAAAACAAGAGUUCCAUUGGUCCGCAAUUGCUAG
Paramuricea clavata is the source of this 457-nucleotide messenger RNA. NCBI's taxonomy places the organism in Eukaryota, Metazoa, Cnidaria, Anthozoa, Malacalcyonacea, Plexauridae. The record is from the annotation of a GenBank genome assembly.